Molecule: messenger RNA, 4611 nt
Organism: Tupaia belangeri chinensis (Chinese tree shrew)
Lineage: Eukaryota; Metazoa; Chordata; Mammalia; Scandentia; Tupaiidae
Gene: CUNH5orf24
Product: chromosome unknown C5orf24 homolog
Exons: 2
Coding region: 132-698 (188 amino acids)
Source: RefSeq, a predicted model, not a curated record
GGGGACGGACGGCGGGUUGCAAAUUUCGAUUUUCGGAGGAUGCACAACAUUUUCUCUGAUGUGGGCGUGUAGCUUCUGUAAACUUAUUAAUCCUAAAACAUAAAUAGUCGCGUUCGGGCACACAGCAGAAAAUGAUGCAUCCCGUUGCAAGCAGUAAUCCAGCUUUCUGUGGGCCUGGCAAGCCUUCCUGUCUCAAUGAAGAUGCCAUGAGAGCUGCUGAUCAGUUUGACAUAUAUUCCUCCCAGCAAAACAAAUACAGUCACGCAGUCAGCCACAAACCAAUGGUUUGUCAGAGGCAAGACCCAUUAAAUGAAACACACUUGCAGACUACGAGUGGCAGAAACAUAGAGAUAAAAGAUGAACUUAAAAAAAAGAAAAAUCUCAACCGAUCUGGUAAGCGUGGCCGGCCUUCAGGAACCACCAAAUCAGCGGGAUACCGGACCAGCACAGGCAGACCCCUGGGUACCACCAAAGCGGCUGGAUUUAAGACAAGUCCAGGCAGACCUUUGGGUACAACUAAAGCUGCGGGAUACAAAGUCAGCCCAGGGAGACCUCCAGGUAGCAUUAAAGCUCUAUCCCGUCUUGCCGAUCUUGGUUAUGGCUGUGGCACUGCUGCCUUUCCUUACCCUAUGAUGCAUGGCAGAGCAGUUCACGGGGUAGAGGAAACCAGCAGCGAAGUCAAGCCACCCAACGAGUGAAGGAGGCAGGAUAGGAGGGCCAGGUUUAGAAGGAAGAUUGUGAAUAAUCCCAAAGUUUCUUGAUUUUUAUCUUGACAUACACAUAACUUUAUGGCCUGGGCUUUCCAAAUUUGUGUUCCUGGUUUUGUUUGUUUUUAAUUUUUAAGCGUUUUUCUGGUUUUGCUCCAUAGCUGCCAUAUGCUGACAGAUGCACUCAGGGCAUGAGCAGUGGCAUUGUAUCUGUACAUAGGUCCAAGCGUAACACCUAACUAAACCAUUUUUGCUUUUCCUUUAAAGUUAUGGUCACGUCUCAUUUCCUUACUGCUUUUGGGCCUUCCUUGCUAAAUAGAUGCUUCAUGUGCUAUACAACUGAAACCAUUAUACCCCCAUUUGUUUGUGAAGUAAGCCUACAGUAUAAUAAAGAUACUAUCUAAGGUAUUUUUCACUGAUGGAGCGCAAAAGCAAACUAAUGAUUCAGGAUUACUUGAGAGUAAUGGCUGUGUGAGUCUUUGUAACAUUUAUUUUCAUGAGACCAGAGACAGAUACUUGUGUGUUUUGGCAUUUACUUAGACUUCAGAUGUUAAAAAUCUUAUUUUUAAAGUUCUAGGUUAAGCGCUUCUUAUUUAUUGAUUUACAUGGCAUUAAUUGAUUUAACCAUUAUUCCUAAAAUAAUUCUUUAAUAUUUGCCUUUCAGGAGUGAAGGUUGUGUAUUUUUAAUUGCCUAAAAACAUAUGUACCAAACACUACAAACAAUUCAUAUUUACAGAAAAUUUAAACUAUUUUAUAAAAACCACAAACUUUUGUGAAAUACAGUGCAUUCUGAAAAUAGCGAAUUUAAUACAAUAUAAAAACAUUCUUAAGGUCUGCAUGGAGUUAUAGCACUACAUUUUGAUUUUCAUAUACUUAGCAAGUUUUAAAGUAUUAUGUUUAAAAACAGUGUUGCUCAUCUAUUUGGAAUUUUUUAGUUUUUUUGAGUUGUCCCAUUGCAUUAGCACUUACUGUGUUUUCAGGUUUAUAUCUACCAAAGGACACAAAUUGAAUGGUAGACUGUAAAACUGGUACAAACAGAAUGCAGUUUCCUGACCGUCAGAACCCAAAUAUUAAGAAAUAUAUAAGAAUCCAUCUAUGCAUGAAACAUGAAAAAAAAUAACAUUGGUUAGUUUAAUUAAAAAUCUUACUGUGUCUCCAGUGAGACCACUCUAUCCAAAACAAAAAAAAAAUUUUCUCCAAUAAUGUUUGCUUUAGAAGCAAGAUAGAAGUAUCUGGUAGAGAUAUAUAGCAGAGAAAGAGGAAAAAGUGCUCUUCCCUCCUUUCUGAAAGUAAUCUUUCUUGUUACUAUACAUUUUAUUUAUUCUGAGUUCUAAAUACUGUAAACUUAGAUUUGAAAAAAUUCCAGUGAACUUUAAAUUAAAGUUGCAGUGUUUGUACUCAUGGUUUAAAAUGCCUUUGAGAUUAAAAUGUAGAUAUGCAGGACCCAAAAACUUUUAAAAUAAUUAAAAUUUUAAAAGGACGCAUAUUGUGUUAUUUGGGCUUGCUCUCAGUCAAUGCAAACUCUGAUUGCAAAUGGAUGUCAUGUUUCGUACCUUUUUUAUCAGGAAAAAAGCAGCAAGCCUUCAGGUGUUCCAGUGAUGCCUGACACAAUGAGUUGGACUUUAUGCUGCUCUUUACAGUAAGAGGUGUUGCAUUGUAUGUGGGGACUCUGUGUGCACUGGCUUCUAUGACAGUGACCUCAACAAUACUAGCUUUGCACAAACCGUAGAGAGCAAUGUUGGAUGACUACAUAAUCAGUCCUAACAUUCUGGCAGCUAAAUUGCUACAAGAGUUUCUUCUUGCAGAAGCUUAAACUAUAAAACUUUUUAAUAAUUUACUCAGAACAGUAUAACUUCUGACACACAAAUGCUUGCAUUUUUAUUCAUAUGUUAAUCUUCCACUUUUUUUCUUUAUCUGUCAUUUAGCAGUUUUUCAAGAUGAUGUUUAGCAUUUUGCUGCUUAGAAAUCUUUCCAGCUAGUGUCUGAAGGUAGUUUCAUUAAAUGUUGUACUGUAGAAUAAUAUAUGCCAUCGUCAAGGAUUUUGUUGUAUGUUGUUUUAUAGUAAGUCCAUUUGACGUUUCCUUUUCAUGCCUGAUUUUGUUACACAUAGCCCCUCUUGCCCCGUACCUUUUCUGUAUUCGUUUCCCUCCAGCACAUCUACUCAGUGGUGCUGUGCUGUGUGUCAGAAGGUAAAAGCAGGUGUAUCAUUGUAUAAUUAAUUUUGUAUACAUGUUUAUGAAAUGGUGAAAUUAACUAAAAGAGGUAUGCUCAUAACAGUGUUUAUUAUCAGGAGCUAUGUCCCAGGGAAAAAAAGGGGCUACUGGCUGCCGUUGUGAAUGGAUAACACCAUUUAGAAAGCUGAAUUUACUGUUCAUGUGAGCAGUUACCUGGAGUAUUAGAUCUGUACACUGGUGAGCAUCUCCUGCUUCCACUUACUUUUCUCCUUGUGAACAGUUUACUGGUGCCAUGCUGAAGAGAAAGACAUCUAAGUGAUAACAUGGAUGAAGUCUUAAAAUAUAAAAUAUUUUUACUUCUAUAUAACCUAAAGACUACAUUGUGCAUCUUUUGUAACACUGUCUCUUGUCAUGAUAAACACUGAAAUAGCAUGUUAACAGUUGCCUAUACUUUCAUAUAAUCAGUAGGGAAAACUGGCCUUUUCCCUCCACUGUAUGAUUGUUCUUCAAAAGGUAAAUUGCUAAUUUUAUACUUUGUAAUUCUGUUCUUCACAACUAGGUUUCACUAUUCUAUAUUAAAACUGUUGGUCAGAAAAAGAUCUGCUAUUCAAGUAAGUUUGCUUUACUUUUUUCUUUAAAACAUAUAUUAACAUGCCUUAUUUAUUAUUAUAUUAACAAAUAAGAAGCUAAUACAGAUGAAGUUUUCAUUUUUUGACAGAUAUUACCUUGCAUAACUAAUCUUUACUACGGGAUGAUUUUGAUACUAUCUUUGGAGUUUUGCACUGGAUUUAAAAAUACAUAUACUGGCACUACAUAUUGGAAGAAAAUAAGUAGUAUCUGGUUUAAUUUGAAGUAUUUGGGUACAUUUUUUAAAUCAGUGUUUCAAUUAGACUAAAAGUUUAUAUUUUUAAUUUACUUUUUAAAAGAAACAUCUGUCAAAGAAAUAUUCCAAACUGAUGUUUGUGUGAAUUUACAUGUAUAUUUUCUUGAAAUAAAAACAGUUUCUUUGAGUUACGGAGGAUAACAUAAUUGAUCUAUUCAUGAGGUUAAAGAUGACCCAUCCAGUGUAAGAAUAACCACAGUGUAUGAGCUAAAGAAAAAAAAUUCAGCCUCUCUUUUACAUUUUGUGAAGCUUUAAAAAGAACAGUUCAGGGGAUAUUGAUAACUGCUACUCUGUCAGUCAUUGUCUCUGUAUGCAGUAAAAUUUUAUGAUCCCUUUAUAGUGAAGUAAAAAAAUUUCACAACAAAACAUUAUUUUCCUUGGACAUAAAAAAUGUUGAUGCUAUUAUGUUUUUGUUUUUAUUAUACCUUAUCUAUAUGCUAUUAAACUCUAGGAUGUAUCUAAAUCUUUUCCCCUUUUUUCCUCCUUCCUCCCCUCAAGUAGAUAAAUCUGUACUCUCACAUAUAAUGUAUUUAAUUUUUGGAAAAUUUAAUGCUAUCGUAAAUCAAGUGUGUGAUUUAAAGUAAUCAGACCACUUUGAUUCUUUUAAGUUUUCACAGUUUCCUUUUUCAAACACAAAUAAUUAUGGAGAGAAUAAUUACCAAUUAACUGAUAAUAAGCACGCUGUCCUCUGCUGUAAAAAGUCUGAAUAGAUACUGUGUAUGUUUUUAUGUCCAUGAACUUGAGCUACUCGUGUGCAAUUAUGUGUAUGGGAAUGGAGUAGUGUUCAUGAUUUGUAUCUACAUCAUCAUAUGGAUGUAUAUUUAUUAAUAAAGUCAUUACCUUAAAA